AGCCAUUCCAUCCCUCGCCCGGCUCGCCCGGCGAUCCUGGCGCCGAUCACAGCUCCCCGGUCUGCGUACGCACCGCAGGCUGCACCUUCGGAGACCCAGCAGCAUGCCAGAGGCGAGAACGACGCGCGGCUCAGUCGAAGAUGUCUCGGCCGAACAAGACUUCAUGAAUCUUGGCCGCUGGCUCAUGGAGAACACGAGCGAUAAAGAGCUGACGGUGCUCAUGGCGCAGCUCGGCCUGGCGUGCAAGGCCACCUCGCGCGCGUGCGCCAAGGCGGGCAUCGCGGGCCUCUUUGGCCUGGCGGGCGAGGUCAACUCGACUGGGGACGACCAGAAGAAGCUCGACGUCCUCUCCGACGAGAUCUUCGUUUCGGCGCUGAUCAACUCGGGCGCUUGCGCGGUGCUCGUGUCGGAGGAGCGCGACGAAGCCAUCAUCGUGCCCGAGGAGAAGGCGGGCCGCUUCUGCGUCGCCUUCGACCCGCUCGACGGCUCCUCCAACAUCGACUGCAACGUCUCGACCGGCACAAUCUUUGCCGUCUACGAGAAGCUGCACCCCGACUCCAAGGACUCGUCGGAGGCGGACAUUCUGCGCACCGGCACCGACAUCGUCGUGGCAGGCUACUGCAUGUACGGCGCCGCCACCGAGCUGGUGCUCUGCUUCCGGUCCAACGACGCGGGCGUCGAGCGCUUCUCGCUCGACCCGUCGCUCGGCGAGUUCAUCCACACGCACACGGCCGUCAAGAUCCCGCCGGGCGGCGGCAAGAAGAUCUAUUCGUGCAACGAGGGCAACUCUUGCAACUGGGACGCGCCCAUCCUCGACGCAGUCGCGCAGUUCAAGGCGGAGGGCUACUCGGCGCGGUACGUCGGCUCGAUGGUGAGCGACGUGCACCGCACCAUCCUCUACGGCGGCAUCUACAUCUACCCGGCCGACAAGAAGUCGGCCAAGGGGAAGCUGCGCGUCCUCUACGAGGGCUUCCCGAUGGCGCUCAUUGUCGAGACGGCGGGCGGCAUCGGCUCCACCGGCCUCUUCCAGGGCAAGGUGCAGCGCAUGCUCGACCUCGUGCCCGGCAGCAUCCACGACCGCUGCCCCGUCAUCCUCGGCUCGCCGCGCGACGUCAAGCUCGUGCUCUCCAAGUACGAGGCCGGCAACUAAUACUAGCGGCUCGGGCGAUGCCACCCUCCUUCUCGCCCUCGCUCUUCUCGUGUGAUGGAUACGGUGCUGACGCGGAGGCCGCACGGAGGCGUGAGGGGGCGGGGGGCGCCGCGCGUGAGACGACUGCCUGCGUGUGAGACGACUGCGUGUGGUGGAUGGGCGUGUGAGUCUGUGGCACUGCUGCGCGCGAGAGUGGAGGGAGCGGCAUGGGGAGCGGAGCCGUUGAUCGUUGGUCCGCGGUUGUAAUCUACUUACUGUAACAGAGUGACUUUCGCGUUGGGAUC
Messenger RNA from Emiliania huxleyi CCMP1516, 1434 nucleotides. RefSeq names its product FBPase. Gene Ontology annotation, cellular component: cytoplasm; cytosol. Gene Ontology annotation, biological process: fructose 6-phosphate metabolic process; fructose 1,6-bisphosphate metabolic process; fructose metabolic process. The coding region runs from base 104 to 1150 and encodes 348 amino acids. The record is from RefSeq and is a predicted model, not a curated record. NCBI's taxonomy places the organism in Eukaryota, Haptophyta, Isochrysidales, Noelaerhabdaceae. The transcript has 9 exons. Gene Ontology annotation, molecular function: fructose 1,6-bisphosphate 1-phosphatase activity.